Molecule: messenger RNA, 1530 nt
Organism: Onychostoma macrolepis
Lineage: Eukaryota; Metazoa; Chordata; Actinopteri; Cypriniformes; Cyprinidae
Product: serine-rich and transmembrane domain-containing protein 1
Exons: 2
Coding region: 195-524 (109 amino acids)
Cellular component (GO): intracellular membrane-bounded organelle
Source: RefSeq, a predicted model, not a curated record
CGCAUUCAGAUACGCUGCUUCCUCUUUUGCUCUCAGUACAAACACAAGUGGCAUCUAUUUCAGCGUGCGCUAUAGCUUAAGGAAUCCCAUGAGGAAUUCACUCCGGGAGCAGGAGAUGAGCGUGACGGAUAGCUGUGUGAUUUAGUGCCGACGACUCUUUUUUUGCAUCAGAAAGAUUCCCAAAUCCAGCAGAUAUGUCUGGGAUGGAUGGGACUGUGGAGGAGAUAAAUGGUACGGAAGUGGACAGCGAGAGUUUCCUGAGGUUCAGCCCUACAUCUGUUUCUACCGGGGCGGCCGCUGCCUCAUACGGACGGACUGCGAAUGUUUACGUCUACGUCUCCAUCUUCCUCAGCUUGCUGCUCUUCCUGCUUACCCUGCUGAUCAUUGCUCUCCACAGGCUGAAGAACAUCAUAUCCUCCAGCUCUUCAUACCCAGAAUGCGGCAGUGAGGCCGGGAGCUCCUUCACUAACAUGGAGAUCUGCAGCAUCUCCUCACAGAGAUCAACAGUGUCAUCGCUGUCCUGACAGAUCGAUUACACAUGUCUGAAUGUACUGAUAUUCUAGAAGUUUAGAAAUAUUUUAGCAAGUACUUUGGUAUAUAUAAUUAAACAUUUAUCAUUAUUAUCAGCGUCAUUUUCAUUAACAUUAUUUAGAGUAAAUAACUCCACCAACCGUGUAUGACUUCAAAUAAAUAAACCACAGCAGAUCCUGCAUUGACAUAGACAGUACCGAAACAUGAUCAUGAAGGUUUUGUAUGAUUCUGGAAAAAUAUGAAUGACUGUAUGUCAAUCACAUUAUGUACAUAAUGAACUGUAAAUAGAAAAACUGUCAUACUGAAAAUUAUAGUUGACAAUAUGACUACAUUUUCAUACACUUUACUACAUUGAAAAUAUAUAGAAUACAACAUGGAAUCCUUGAAUAAAAUAUGACUAGCUCUUUAAAAAAAUGCAUAAUAAUCAUGACUUUAAUUCACCAAGCAAAAAAACGUUGGAGAACAGCAAUCAUCAGUAAAAAAUGCAGUAAAAGUGUGUAUGUAACAAUGCUAAUGACAAAGAAACGCAUACAGUGGCCCCCAAAAUUAUUUGAAUACUUCAGGCACACUUAUAAAUGCAUGAAUUCAUUUGAAAUAUAAAUAAAAUAUAGCAAACAGAUCACUUUUGCAUGUACUUAAAUGUGUUAAGGUGAUUUUAAUAAAGCCAGUUUCACUUAGGUUCACACAGCUCACAGGUCUGUUAACUAUAGACAAGAUCCAAUAAUGUUUGUGACAAGUUCACCAGCUCUGUUCUCCAUUUCCCAGAAUCCUCCCUGGCUCACACCUGUUCUCAGUACACGAUCACCAUCACCUGGAGUCUAAUCCCCCGCACCUGUCACCACUCAUCAAGCACACUAUAUCCUUGCACUCCUCCCGCACUGUCAUCGUCUGUUCCCGAAUAUUGUAUGUGUAUUUACCGGAAUUGUCUACCUGUUAGUUGCACCUGUGUUCCACUCCUAGUUCUCCACUGUCUCCACACUCCAUCGCUCCAUUUGGAUC